This is a messenger RNA of Iphiclides podalirius (scarce swallowtail), 750 nucleotides long. Lineage: Eukaryota; Metazoa; Arthropoda; Insecta; Lepidoptera; Papilionidae. The record is from the annotation of a GenBank genome assembly.
AUGAUGCAAGUCACAAUACUGGCGCUUUAUUUAUUGGCCGCCGUCGCCAAAAUUGGCGGGGUACUGCACAUGCAUGUCAUUGAAGACCAACCUUUAGCAGUAAAGUUCGGGAGAUACGCGGACAAAUCGAUAAACGUCGAGGAAAGACCAGGAAGCUUGGAACAGCCAGAGUCAAAAGGAACGCCGUUUACAGUUCGAGGCGGCUCAGAAGGAAUGACAGAAGACAAUAAGGGCAAUGUAGAGAAUAUAGCCAAAGCCACUCCAGCGAUAGCUCCGGUCGGGGAAAAGGCGAAAACCGAAGUAUUACUUGACAGCCGUGGAGUGUCAAAGGAGAAGGAAACCUCUUCGCCAAAAAGGCAGGAGACGAGUAGCUAUUCUAAUGAGGUUUCUACAAGGAAGAAGAGAUGUUUUAAUGUUCCUAUGUGCCCCGCCGGAUAUAGGAGAAAAGGAAUAGCACUCUGUGUGCCUAAUUCUAUUUCCAAGUCCGAAAAUGGGAUUUCCAAGUCCGUCAAAAAAAUGGGAAAACCGCCAAAAAAGGAGAAAAAAACAAAAGUAGUACUUGACAGCCGUGGAGCGUCAAAGGAGAAGGAAACCUCUUCGCCAAAAAGGAGGGAGACGAGUAGCUAUUCUAAUGAGGUUUCUACAAGGAAGAAGAGAAGAAUUGUUGAACGUCGGAGAUGCCCACCCCCACGUAUAGGACAUUUGGACCAUUCUGUAUGCAUAAUUCUAUUUCCAAGUCUGAAAAUGGGA